Molecule: messenger RNA, 3200 nt
Organism: Cottoperca gobio
Lineage: Eukaryota; Metazoa; Chordata; Actinopteri; Perciformes; Bovichtidae
Gene: ints10
Product: integrator complex subunit 10
Biological process (GO): snRNA processing
Cellular component (GO): integrator complex
Source: RefSeq, a predicted model, not a curated record
UCCUGUUCCUACACAAUCAUUUUGAUCUUUUGAGCCGUCAGAAAUAUUUUCUUUCACAUUUGCACUCCUAAACUAGUUAACUGUAUUGUUUGAUGUAAACAGUAGGCAUUUGGGGUCGUGUAACUGACUGAACUAUUUUGUUUUUGUCGUAAAGCAGGACGUCGCGAUACUUUUACGACCAUGCUGUGACGUCAUUAUCGUAACGUUACAGACUGUGCCGGUAAAUAAAGGUUUAGCUUUGCCUUGUACUUUCUAAACGGCUUUUAGUUGUUUUUCUUUUUCUUAAUAUUCAUGGUUGUUUAACGUAUACGAGAUAAUUGAAUAAUAGGGAUUGGUUUGGUGAACAAUUGUAGCAAAGAUGUCAGUUGAAAGUCAGCUAGCUAUUUGUUGCUAGCUGCAGCUCUCUUUAGCUUAACGCUAACAUUGACUUACUGUUACAGCUUUCAUUUUAAAUUGAUGCACCGAGACGUAUGCGUGUAAAAUAACCGUAUGCAUUAAACUACAGCCUGAACUGCGUGUGGAUUCGGUUUAUCGCCUUCGGGACUAAAAAUUAGCUUCAUGUAAAAUGUCAGCUCAAAAAGACUGCGAGUUUUUGGUGAAGAGAGCCCGGGAGCUGGUCUCUGAUGAUCCCUGUGCGGCCAAAGCCUGGCUCAUAACUGCCAGAACCCUUUACCCUGCAGAUUUCAACAUACAGUAUGAAAUGUACAUCAUUGAACGCAAUGCAGAGAGGACAGCCUCGGCGGGGAGACUGCUGUAUGACAUGUUUAUAAACUUUCCAGAUCAGCCCAUUGUUUGGCGAGAGAUCAGUGUCAUCACAGCUGCACUGCGCAGUGACUCUCAGGACAAACAUGCACAGUUUCUACGAGGGCUUUUUGAGACACUGCCUGGUCGUGUGCAGUGUGAGAUGCUACUGAAAGCCACAGAGCAGUGUUUCAAUACUUUGGAGAAGGCAGAGAUGCUGCUCCUUCUUCUUAAGCGCUUUCCAGAGUCUGUGGUCCAACACGGGGUCAAUCUAGGAGAAACCUUGUUAGAGGCGGAGGCAUCAGAGAAUGUGGAGACUCCUGUCAACUGUUUCAGAAAACUUUUUGUGUGUGAUGUCCUUCCUUUGGUCAUAAACAACAUGGACAUGCGCUUGCCGGCCAGCCUGAUGCAGAAGUACAUGCUGAAAGCAGCUGAAUUCUACAUCGGCUAUGUAACCCGUGGACCCUCAGCUGAUGUACAGAUACAGGGCUCUCAAGAAGGUGGGUCUCUGAAGUCACCCACUGUGUCCCGUGGCUCCCAGCGUUACGUGAUUGACGGCCUGACGGAAAAGUCGUCAGUGGUAGCAGAACCUUGGGAAAGGCUGUUGGACAUCCUCGCAGUGGUUGGAGCACGCUGCGAGUGGCAGGGAGAAAAGGGACAGAGGAGUUAUGUGGACAUGAUGCAGAGAGUGAAGGAGCUGUGUCGCUACCUGCCUGGACUGGAAGGAGACACGAGGUCCCGCUGCUGCAGUCAAGUGGUCAUCUGUGCUGCACUCGUCCUCUUCCGCAGCGCCUUCCUGUAUGUCUCAUCUGUGCAGCCUGCACUGUUCCAGGGUGUGAAUGCGUUGAGCUCUGGGCCGUGGAUCCUGGUAGAGGAUUUGAGCUUGGUGUAUAAUGAUGUGGAGGUGGAAAGAGGAGCAACGAAACAUGCACAUAAGAAACGCAAACUGGCAGAUGGAAGAGAGAAAGCGAUGAGCUCAGAUGAAGAGGAGGGGUUGGGAAAAGGUCGCGGUCGUCACAUUUUGGUAAACAAGACUGAGAUGCCCAGCUGGUCGGAGACUCUGGAGAGCUUCCGCACAGCGAGGGAAAGCUGGGACCUUCUUCACUCUCACGAUGGCCUGGAAACUGAGUUCAAGAAAAUCUGUGCCUCUUGGAAGACCGACAGCUGGCUGUGGUUCAGAAUAUUCCUCAGCGACAUGAUCAUAUACCAGGGACAGUACCGUAAGGCCCUCUCCAGUCUGCACCAGAUGGCUGCAGUGCAGCAGCCUCAGCCUGGGCAGCAGAGCCCCUCAGGUCAGGGCAGUCUGGAGCACCACAGGGCUUUCAUACAGCAGGCGUCCUGCCACUACGCACUGGGAGAGUACAGGAUGGCCUGUGAGAAGUUGCUUGAUGUUGUUGGCGGGCUGAUGCCCCCGACCCAAGAACCAACAAAGAGCCCAGAGGACUGGGGUAGAGUCAAGACCAAAACAAGAAAAGGUAAUGACCUGAGAUUGCUUCCCUGCACCAGCAAAGCUGUGUUACCUUUCUGUUUCCAGCUGAUGUUGGCCUGCUUCAAGCUCCGUACCUUCACAGACAGUCGUGACGAUCUGUCUCUCGGCCAUGUGGUGGUGCUCUUGCAGCAUGACUGGCCACAGGGAGAGAUUCUGUUUUUAAAGGCAGUGGAUAAGAUCUGUCAGCAAGGUGGCUUCCAGUAUGAGAAUUUCUUCAACUAUGUCACCAACAUUGACAUGCUGGAGGAGUUUGCAUACCUGCGAACUCCAGAAGGGGGAAGGAUUCAGCUGGAGCUGCUGCCCAAUCAGGGAAUGCUGAUCAAGAACCCUAGUCCCGCCUUGGGGGUGGAGUUAAAUACCCUUCUGCUACAAGGGGUGCAGACGAUGGACAGACACCACACAGUGACUCGUGGAAUCACCAAAGGGGUGAAGGAAGAUUUCCGUCUGGCCAUGGAGAGGCAGGUGUCGCGUUGUGGAGAGAACCUGUUCAGUGUGCUUCACCGUUUCUGCAUCAACGAGAAAAUCAUGAUCAUCCAGUCUCUUCCUUGACACCUGACGCCUGUGACCUUUGAAACUUUUGAUCAUUUAUAUUCCAGGCACCGUUUUAAUGCAGCUGGACUGACUUUAUGACGCCAACAUAUGACACAUUUUAAGCUCUCUUGUCUUCAUCAUCCAUCACAGAACUGAAUAAGAAUACAUCUCCUUGCCUUAAAAGUGGAUCUCUCUUUUUAGAGAGUUGGAGAGAAUACUUUUCUUUUUAAUAUACAGUUCUCAUGCAGUUUUCUUAGCAUGUGUGUAGUUUUCCUCUCAACACAUUUGAAGUGGUUUAAUCAUAUUGUGACAUUUUGUGGGAGUCGAUAUUGACAAAAGAAUGAACAGCAUUUUUGGGUAAAGUUUAUUGUUUUUGUUACAAACUUGAAGUGUUUGUUUGUAUAAAUGUUUUCAUUAAAUGUCCUCUAAAUGCUCUAAA